Dipodomys spectabilis (banner-tailed kangaroo rat) is the source of this 4788-nucleotide messenger RNA. It is a transcript of the gene Slc30a4, whose product is annotated as solute carrier family 30 member 4. The coding region runs from base 1 to 1320 and encodes 439 amino acids. Gene Ontology annotation, cellular component: plasma membrane. The record is from RefSeq and is a predicted model, not a curated record. Gene Ontology annotation, molecular function: zinc ion transmembrane transporter activity. Lineage: Eukaryota; Metazoa; Chordata; Mammalia; Rodentia; Heteromyidae. The transcript is spliced from 7 exons. Gene Ontology annotation, biological process: response to zinc ion; zinc ion transmembrane transport.
AUGGCCGGCUCCGGCGCGUGGAAGCGCCUGCGCUCCCUGCUGAGGAAGGACGACGCGCCGCUCUUCUUGAACGACACCAGCGCCUUCGACUUCUCGGACGAGGCGGGGGACGAGGGGCUCCCGCGACGCUUCAACAAGCUGCGCGUGGUGGUCGCCGCCGACGACGACGACUCGGAAAGCCCCGGAAGGCCCGCCAACGGCGCGCACCCGGCCCUCCAGGCCGCCGCCGGGGCCGCCGGGGCCGCCGACGACGACUCGCUCCUGGAUCAGGAUCUGCCCCUGACCCACAGUCAGCUGAGCCUGAAGGUGGACCCCUGCGACCGCUGCAGCCGGCGGAGGGAGCGGCUGAAGCAGAGAAAGGUGAAAACCAGGUUGACCAUUGCUGCCGUUCUUUACUUGCUUUUCAUGAUUGGAGAACUUGUAGGUGGAUACAUAGCAAAUAGCCUAGCAAUUAUGACCGAUGCACUUCAUAUGUUGACCGAUCUGAGUGCCAUCAUACUCACGCUGCUUGCUUUGUGGUUGUCUUCAAAGUCACCAACCAGAAGAUUCACUUUUGGAUUUCAUCGCUUAGAGGUUUUGUCGGCCAUGAUUAGUGUGCUGUUGGUUUAUGUUCUUAUGGGAUUCCUUUUAUACGAAGCUGUGCAAAGAACUAUCCAUAUGAACUAUGAAAUAAACGGAGAUAUCAUGCUUAUCACCGCAGCUGUUGGAGUCGCAGUUAAUAUAAUAAUGGGGUUUCUGUUGAACCAAUCUGGUCACCAUCACUCCCAUUCCCAUUCCCUGCCUUCAAAUUCUCCUACCACAGGUUCUGGUGGACACAGCCAUGGGCAGGAUAGCUUGGCGGUGAGAGCUGCGUUUGUCCAUGCCCUGGGGGACUUGGUACAGAGUGUUGGUGUGCUAAUAGCUGCCUACAUCAUACGAUUCAAGCCAGAAUACAAGAUUGCUGAUCCCAUCUGUACAUACAUAUUUUCAUUACUUGUGGCUUUUACAACAUUUCGCAUCAUCUGGGACACAGUAGUUAUAAUAUUGGAAGGUGUACCGAGCCAUUUGAAUGUAGAUUAUAUCAAAGAAGCCUUGAUGAAAAUAGAAGAUGUAUAUUCUGUGGAAGAUUUGAAUAUCUGGUCUCUCACUUCAGGAAAAUCUACUGCCAUAGUUCACAUGCAGCUAAUUCCUGGAAGUUCAUCUAAAUGGGAAGAAGUACAGUCCAAAGCAAAGCAUUUAUUGUUGAACACAUUUGGCAUGUAUAAAUGUACUAUCCAGCUCCAGAGUUACAGGCAAGAAGUGAACAGAACUUGUGCAAAUUGUCAGAAUUUCAGUCCCUGAUUUGUACGUGUUUUGGGGCCUACUGCCUUAUUUAUCCACAGUCAUAGACUUGAGAGCAAUAAAAGCAACCCUAAGUGAGAAAAUGGAAUCACUGACAGCUGUGUCCAUAGCGAGCACCAGUCUCAAAACAGUCACUCCAGCCUGCCUAUGUGAGACUCUGUUCAAUGUAAAAUGAGCCGUUACCAUGAUUGUUGGAUGAAGAAGUUUCAAAAUACUGUUUACAGAAUGAGAUGUUACUCUACAGAUACCUCAUGGAAGACAAUCCAGUCCCGUACUUCAUCAAUCUGACAGAAUAUGUGUCUUCAGGAAGCAUCAGAAUUCAGUAUUUGCAUUUAAACACACUUUUUAAAGGCCAUUUUAUACCAAGCCAGUGCUAGUAAACUCAGUUGUAUUUUUUAAAUUAUGUAAUCUUGACAUUCAGCUUCUAGAAUUGCUGCCUCUUUUUACCAAAAUUACUUCUCAACAGAUUUCAGAAAGUACUAGUAAUUAUUCAGAGAAGGGAAUAAGCAUGUAUUCCUAGGUGUCUCAGAACUGUUCAUUUCACAAAUAAGUUUUAAUGUUAUAGUUAUACUUAACAUUUUUUCCAGAUAUUGCUGAGUCUUGAAUCUCAAAGUUAAUGUUUUUUAUUAUUUGUAAUCUUGUCACAACAAAAUCUUCACAAAUUAUGGUCAUUGUCAUUAAGUUAUUUAGAAAAUAUUUUAAUAUAAUUCUGAAUGGCAGAAAUUAGGCUUAACCUCAAAUUACCAUAUGAUUAUUUAAAAUAAUAAAGAAGGGAAGAUGGGAUUGGAGUCUCAAAUUUAUAUCUUCCUAAAAUCACUUUUAUUGUGAAAUUUUCUUAAAAUCAGUAAGAGACUGCAAAAUGUAAGUUAUUAUCAUCUAUCCCUUUAAGAACUGCCAACAUUUUGUAUAGUUUGCUUGGUACUAUAUGAGCCUAUAUGAAAGUAACUUUAUAGGGCUACAUUUGAGUUUGUAAUGCCACAUGCAGAUUGACCACUUCAGAGAGAAUGUCUGAUUUAUGAUAGAGGAUAGAAACCUCAAGAUACAAAUUUGAAGUUUUCUCGGAGGGGUUGGAGGAGAUAUUAGUUUGAGAAAACAAAUGGAAACAGUUUUUGAUGUGUGUGUGUGUGUGUGUGUGUGUGUGGAGAGAGGGUGGGGGAGAGGCAGAAAGGGCACGAGAGCACACUGGGAUGGGGAUUGAUGUCAAAUCUGUGUUGUAGAGACAGCAUAUUUCCAGACUGAAGACAACCUAAUUGGAAACUGUGUUAAGAGGUAGCGGUGAAUAUUCAUGUUUCAUUUAGCAACCAUUGUUUUUGAGUUAACUUUGUGCACACUAGAACUCCCUGUUCAAUAUGCACUCUUCAUAGGAUUCUUGGCUCCUCAAAGAAUCAGUGUAGAGUAACAAUGUACCAGACAAGUUGUGAAUUAAACUUCUAGGUAGGCCUGCCAGAUAACUUACAAAUGAAGAAUGGGAAACAGAAUCCAUCUUCUUAGCACAUACUUUAUUAGUAACCCAAAAUAAGGUAACCUGAAUUUGCCUAAAAGGUUGCUGGGAAAAGAUGUUUUCAGUAGCAGAGUUGAUGGUAUCUAGGAAACUCAGUACAAGAUUCAAGAACUGAUAGAUUCUUUGGCCUCUUGUACUUCUCCCACAGAGAAGGAUAUUAACCUAGCAUCUACAGCCAAGGACUGCAUAGCUUCUGACAGCUUUGUUCUGUCCUUCCUGUGAUGAGCUGUAACACAUGGUGGUUACACCGCUCAGCUGAGCCCUGGGAAGCUUGUCUCUUACCCUAUGAACACAGGGGCUGAGUUGGACAAACACAGCAUUACUAAUUUUGCACUUGGAAAAACACAUCACAGCAUUUCUUCAAUACAGUGUUUUCUAAGUAAUAUUUGUAUCCAUUAAUCUGAGUUAUUUCAUACUUUAAUGUUUCACAGCACUGCCUGGUUACAGAUACUUUUUGUUGAUCUUGCUUCCUUUACAAAUGUAAUGGGAAUGCGGUUCAAUAGGAUAAAUUUCUGAGAGAUUGAUGUGCAGUACUGGAAGCUAUUGUAAUUCCUACAUUUCCUUUAGCUAUGCUUCAUGUACUGUGAGACUGUACUUCUACAACUAUAGUCUCCAUCAGUAUUGUUUGCCAAGUCACUGGAUGUCUUAUUUUGCUGAUUUUUUUCCCCCUUGGAUGCUUUAUGUCUAUUCUCUACCACUAAGAUUCCUGCUCUUAGGAGUCUCAGUAUUCUGUCUCUCCCACCCAGGUGAUCUUUCCAGAAUGGACAUGUCAAGAACAGAUACAAAUACAAGAGCUUAUUUUAAUGUAAGCAAAAACCAUUUUUCAGAGAGGAUGCACCACUAGGAAGUGUAUUUUUCUGGGGAGAUCUUUAAAAACAAACCACUCAUUGUUCCUGGUUUAGAUUGCUACACACUAAACUUCAUAAAGCACAUGAGAGAGACAGGCUGCAGCCCCUGUCAGGACCAAACAACCACUCUGCACAUUGUCUUCGAGAUAAUCAUUUCAUUCUAAAAGCAAACAUAGUUCAGCUACAUUAUUUUCUUCAUAUAUGUUUAUUUUGGUUGGCUCACCUAACAAGAUGUUAUCGAAUUUGAACCCAUUCUAAGAAGUUUUAGACAGUUCUGCUGUGAAUUACCUUGCACAUCAUACAUUUAAAGUUACAGAAUAUGGACCUAGAUAAAAGAUGAGUUCACUUGGUUCAGGAGGCAAGUCUGAUCUCCAGAUAAUUGGUGAAGUUUAAUAUCUCUAGCCGGAAACUGUUUGCACACUCUUAACUCCAGAUAAGUCAUGUGAAUCCCGUCAGCGAGGGCUUUAGGUCUGGUUUGGAGUUCACGAGUCUAGCACACCACUUGUGGUAUGAGAGGGAACAUGGCAAGAGCAUGAAGAGGAGAUAGUGUGGGGAGUUCUCAGUGCAGUCACUGCGCUCGCUUACAAGUGGCUUAGCUGCUCUUCCAAUGAUCACAUUGAAAGGACCAACAGGCGUUUUGUGAUUUUCCUUCAGAUCGGAUCACAUUUGUGGAGUCUUUCCUAGCGAAAUCUGUGAUAGUAUCAAAUUUAAAUAGUGUAGCGAGAUAAAAUUGAAAUGUGUCAACAUUUCCACAUUCACUCUGGAAGAUGCUGUAUAUUCGGAAAGCUUAGCCUUCUCUAAAUGUUAUUUAAUAAGCCAUAUCACAGUUUAAGAAAUUGUAGAUACUUUUCCAUAUGCCCCUUUAGAAACCAAGUAUUUUACAAAUGAUUGAUUUUGGAAAGAUUUUGAGACUGGGGUUUUGUCCAUGUAAUUAGGAUCAAAGUGUAUGUACUGUAUUUGCAAUUCAAAUUGUAAUUUCCUAUAUGUUUAUUAAUAAAGUGUCAUUUUGCCAUGUGGUUUAUUAAAAAAUGUACAGUCGGUUAAAUUUUUGUUCUUUUCAUCAAUUGUAGUAGGCCUUAAAACAUACUCUUAAUAAAAAGCAUUGAACAUUGUAACCUA